Molecule: messenger RNA, 3057 nt
Organism: Ectocarpus sp. CCAP 1310/34
Lineage: Eukaryota; Phaeophyceae; Ectocarpales; Ectocarpaceae
Source: the annotation of a GenBank genome assembly
AUGAAACAUCAUCUACUGGAGACGGGUACCCGCCUCCUUGCAGAAGCCAGCCCCUUCGAUCGUGUUUGGGGUAUCGGCAUGUCUGCAUGCUUUCCAGAUGCUAGCGUUUCAUCCAAGUGGGCAGCUAGCGGUUAUGCCGAGCUCGAGCCGGGAGACGUAAUUGGAGUGUCUGCCGCGCCGCUACUACGAGUACCGGUGGAAACCCUGAAGGCGGCACCAUCUUCGAUUCCUACCGGCCCCACAACAUCUACAUCACCACCUCGGGUCAACGCCGUUGGCCCCAAGUCCGGGACUCACCGCUCUCCGGACCCAGCCUCCGCCCCGCCUCUUCCGAAGCCGCCUCCACAAGAACUACUAGACCGCUUCUCCGAGGCACAGCGCUCCAGCUUCAUGCGCUUGUGGGCUAGGCUGCCCGCACAUAUGCACGACAUCGCUUUCGAUCUACACAAUCCGGGAUGGACACCGGAGGCUAUUGAUCGUUUGGCCGACGCCCUUGUGGAGUAUUCUGACGUGUUCUCUACUUCGAAAACCGAUUUUGGUUCCUGCACCAUAAUGCCGUUCACGCUUUCUGUCCCAGCAGGGACGAAGCCCGUUGCAUCACGCCCGUAUCGUAUCAACCCGUUGAUGCAAAAGAAAGUGGAUGCCGUUUUGGACCAGUAUUUGGCGGCAGGGCUCAUUCAACAUUCCACAUCUCCGUGGGCUUCUCCUUUAGUUGUCAUCCCCAAGAAGGACGGAUCUGUUCGCAUCACCGUCAACUACAAACGUCUCAACGCUCUGGUGGAUUUGGAUGGACAACCUCUCCCUCGAGUGGACGGUAUCUUGGAUUCUCUGUACACCGGGAAAGUGUUCUCCAUCUUCGACCUCAACUCGGCUUUCCACCAGAUCGUUUGUGAUGAAGACGCUGUCCCGCUCACCGCCUUUUGCACUCCCACGCAGUUGUUCGAAUGGCUUCGGAUGCCGCAGGGCGCCAACGCAAGUCCGUCUUGGUUCGUCAAGGUCAUCAACAGAGUGGUGCACGGUCUGGAGCGUGUGCUUGCUCAUGUGGACGAUGUCAUCUGUUUCGAUGAGGAACCUCUGGGACACGUUGCUAAACUUGAUCGAGCUCGCGUCGGCGCCACGCACGCCAACUUUCUCGGUCACACCAUCUCUCCGGCAGGUGUUAGCCCUGAUGGCGUCAAGGUUAGGGCGCUCACGCACAUGCCGCCGCCGACGAAUGUUAAGCAGCUUCGGAGCCUUCUCGGUGGACUCAGUUACUACCGGAAAUUCCUCAAGAAUCUCGCCACCAAGGUGCGGCCUCUCAACUCUCUUCUCAAACAAGGCGUCCCCUUCAAGUACACCCCGGGCAUGGUCAAGGUUGUCAAAACGUUGUUAAGCGAACUCGCUCGCCCCCCGAUUUUGGUCUUCCCGGAUUGGGCAGCAAUCGAGGACAACAGCCGUCCUCUUCGUUUGUGUUCCGACGCGUGUAUCGACGGUUUUGGCGCCUCCUUGGAACAAGAACAGCUCGAUGGCUCGGUGAGACCCAUCGUGUACAUCAGCCGCGCUACUCUUCCUGCGGAGCGUAACUGGACCGUUUUGGAUCUGGAGGCUGGUGGCAUUGUUUGGGCCAUCAAACGCCUUCGCGGUUAUCUGUGGUCGACCAAGUUCAUCAUCUAUUCGGACCACAAAGCAUUGGAGAGCAUUGGCAAGGUUGGGGAACACAACGCUAGGGUGCAACGAUGGCUCGAAUUCCUGUCCAACUUCACCUACACCCUGAAAUAUCGGAAAGGUUCGGCAAACGGCAACGCGGAUUUUCUUUCGCGGUUGCCUUUACCAGCACAAGACACGGACAAAACCGGCCCCGACUGCAUUGAUGGUGUCGAUCAAGCGGGUGUUUUCCUCAUUUGGGCUUGCGGGCGCAACUAUCACUCGUCGUCUACACCGGAGGGGCCUGGUACGGUCGCCGGCGUCGACUUCUUCAGACCUCUGCCAGUGACUGCCAAGGGCAACUCCUACUUUUUGUUGUUCACAGACCGUUUCAGUCGGAGAGCCGACAUGUCCGCAGUUACAGCGGCGGAAUUUACGGCGAGAGGGACGGCUCACAUCUUCGUCAACCAAUACAUGACCAAGUGGGGAUGUCCGACUACGUUAUUGUCGGACAACGGACUGCAUUUCUGCUCGAAGCUCUCCAUGGCGAUCUACGAGGUGAUGAAGAUCAAGAAGGUCACCACCAGCUCCUACCACCCACAGACCAACGGCGGCACUGAACGCGUCAACCACACGAUGGCCCAGAUGCUUGCGGUGGUCGUCAACGAACAGCAAAACGAUUGGGACAUACAUCUCCCGCACGUUGAGUCUGCCUACAACAAUUCCGUGAACCAGUCUACUGGAUUAGCGCCAAACGAGAUCCACAUCGGACGCAUCCCGCGACUCCCGCUUUCGGUCUUCGAUCGUCCCACGAUAGGUGGUCAUCAAAGCUUGGCCCGCGAUCAACUCGAGUAUUGCAACCUGGCUGUCGAUCGCCAGCGCCGGGCCUACGAACUUGUCCGUGAGUACAACGCGCUGAAGAUUUCGCGAGUCGAACGCCGAAAUUUAUCCCUGCUGGACGCCAUCCACAAGCUCCCUCAGUUUACCGUUGGCGGGUGGGCUUGGGUGUACAACACGGCUGCUACAAUUCGACAGGGGGUGCAGAAGGACACGGACCAACAGGUGCUCAAGGCCAAAUUCGCACUUUCCUGGACGGGGCCCUACAAAGUUCUAGAGGUGGGUCCCGCCUCUGCCGACGCCACUCCGGAAGGCCGCCCGCUUUUUCCGGCCCAGCAGCUCGUUGUCGCGUGUCUGUCUUUCGUUGCAAGCCCUGUCGCAAUCCGUACGAGACGGACGACUUGCCGCAAUCUCUGCCCGCCGAGCUUUCGCGUUAUGUUCUGCACUCUUUCGGAGAUAAAUGUCCACCUUUCCACGUCACCGCGGAUGAUGUGUCGGUGCCUGUCGGGCGCCUCGAGGUCGACUGCAUCUCGGGACAUCAACUGGUGCGGGGCCGUAGCGGCGUUCUCGCUGUCCUGUACCAGACGCAUUGGGUAG